ACAAUCUGUGUAAGGCUGAAGGCAAACAAUAAUAAUAUGCUAGCAUUUAGCAAUUAGCAGACAAGCCUAUAUAAAUAAAUAACAAACGGUUUGCAUCGUUAUUAAUUUUGAAAGCAAAUCAAAUAUCAAUAUAACCAUUUUGCUUUUCGAUCGCUUAUCAAUUCGUCGUGGUGUGUGUCGUACUGUUACGGUUCAGCUAGUUGUAAUAUUCAUGUAAUAUGUAGGCUUGUUUUUGUAAUGUUCCUUGACUGUCACUGGAUUUCCAAAGUGAAAUAAUUUUACCAUGUUUUAUGGAUAUUUAGUUUAACUGAGAAAGGAAACUCUAAAAUGUGUUUCAUUAUAUAAACUGUUAUGGCACACUAUGGAUUGUCCCUGUUCCUAAAACAAAAAUAUUCACAUUUGACAAUUAAUGCAAUACAUACAAUGAAAUGUGUGCCUUAGUAAUCAAACAUAUCCAAAGUUGUCCCUGUUCCUAAAACGAUAAUAUUUACAUUUGACAAUUAAUGCAAUGAAAUGUGUGCCUUAGUAAACAAACAUCCUAAGUUAUUUUCUGAGAUCAUCCUUAUUCACAGUUACUUGGCAAUGCCAGUAGAAGGUAACAAGGACCAGGACCUCCAUUCCCUGUCCAGCCCUGUCAGUGCCCUGACUCCUGGAGUUCAAGACGACAAUGGCCUUUCAGUCCCAGGAAGCAGUAAGGAAGAGCCUGUGGCCACAUGUCCGGAGAGUGUAGGGGCACAGAAUUCUCGAAAAUUGCAGCCUCUGCUUCAGAUCAACCGUCAGGAGAUCCGCUCAGUGGACCAGAGCUCUCAGGCUGCUGAGCUCCAGGGUUUGGGAGUGGAUGUAUAUGACCAAGAUGUUCUCGAGCAAGGUGUGCUGCAGCAGGUGGACAGGGCUAUUCAGGAGGCCAGCCAGGCUGCAGCCAAAGCUGAAGCAGAGAAAGAAUAUGAGUCAGUGCUGGAUGAUGUUAGGUCAUGCACAAGUGCUUUGAAGCACAUCAACAAAAUUCUGGAGCAGUUAGCCCCUCAUGCUGCUUCCAGCAAGGACAUAAGUCGGAAGUUAGAGUCUGUCAAACGACAGAAAGAGAACAAGGAGAAGCAGUUAAAAAAGAUCAGAGCCAAGCAGAAGAGACUGCAGGCCAUUCUUGGAGGAGAAGAUUUUCAGAAGCUUGAAGCAGAUUUAUUGAUUGAAGAUGAUGAAGAACCAGGUCCUUCCACGUUGGGCAGCAUGCUUAUGCCUGCUCAGGAGACAGAAUGGGAAGAGCUCAUCCGCACAGGUCACAUGACCCCCUUUGGUUCACGGAUCCCACAGAAGCAAGAGAAGAAGGAGCCUCGGAAGGUCAUGCUCAGUGAGAAUUCCGGUUUUGACAAGUAUCUCACAGACCAAGCCUUGUUAGCGGAGAGCAGGAAGAGACCCACCUCAAUGAAGAAGAUUUCCAGAAAGCACUCAACAGAGGCCAUGGAUGGCAAAGCGCAGAGGAACGGAUCGCUGUCCACCAAAGAUAAGAAACUCCAGAAGCGUAUGCGUAAGCUCCAGAGGACCGCCCUGAGAGCUCACCCCAAAGCCAGGCCCAAGGUGGAGAAGGAGCCUCCGCAAUCUAGGAGGAAAGGCUUGGGGGAACAGGCAUCAGACAGCGAGGGCUCUGAGUACGUUCCUAGUGAUGAGCUGAUGGAUCCUGAGGAACCAGAGAGAGACAAUGAGUUCUGGGUGGAUGAAGAAGAAGAAUAUGAACUUAAACCUUACAAGAAGAAGAACCAGGCGAAAACCAGGAAGCCCAAGGUGGAAGAGAGUGAUGAAUACAUCCCCAGCAGCUCAGAGGAUGAGGACUCCCAGAAAGGGGGGAAAGUCAAGAAAUGUAAAGAUGAUGGAGAUAUUGAGUGUUACAGGCAAAGGAUUAGGAAGUGGAAAAGGCAAAGACUUCGGGAAAAAGAGGCAAAGAGAAUAGCGGGAGAGGAGGAGUCAGAGGACAGCGACGCAGAGUUUGACGAAGGUUUUAAGGUGCCUGGUUUCCUCUGGAAGAAACUCUUCAAGUAUCAGCAGACAGGUGUCAGGUGGAUGUGGGAACUGCACUGCCAGCAGACAGGAGGCAUUCUGGGAGAUGAGAUGGGCCUGGGCAAGACCAUCCAGAUAAUUGCCUUCCUGGCAGGCCUGAGCUACAGCAAGCUGAAGACACGUGGCUCCAAUUACAGGUAUGCUGGGCUGGGGCCCACAGUCAUCGUGUGUCCAGCCACAGUCAUGCAUCAGUGGGUAAAGGAGUUCCACACAUGGUGGCCUCCAUUCCGUGUGGCUGUUCUCCACGACACAGGCUCCUUUACCAGCAAAAAGGAGAAGCUCAUACCGGAGAUAGUGGCCAGUCAUGGCAUCCUUAUCACUUCCUACUCAUACAUACGCAUUAUGCAAGACUACAUCCAGAAGUACGACUGGCAUUUUGUCAUCCUGGACGAGGGCCACAAGAUUAGGAACCCCAAUGCUGGGGUAACAAUGGCAUGCAAGCAGUUCCGGACACCCCACCGUUUCAUCCUUUCGGGCUCACCCAUGCAGAACAACCUCAAAGAGUUGUGGUCGCUCUUUGACUUUGUGUUUCCAGGGAAGCUGGGGACUUUGCCUGUCUUCAUGGAGCAGUUCUCUGUGCCCAUUACCAUGGGAGGAUACUCUAAUGCAUCUCCAGUACAGGUCCAGACAGCCUAUAAAUGUGCUUGUGUUCUUCGUGACACCAUUAACCCUUACCUGCUUAGAAGAAUGAAGGCUGAUGUGAAAGCAAACCUCUCCUUACCUGAUAAAAAUGAACAGGUCCUGUUCUGCAGGCUAACUGAAGACCAGCGCCAGGUUUACCAGAACUUUCUGGACUCCAAAGAGGUUUAUCAGAUUCUGAAUGGAGACAUGCAGGUGUUCUCAGGCCUCAUAGCUCUGAGGAAGAUCUGCAACCACCCGGAUCUGUUCACGGGCGGGCCGCGUUUGCUGCGGGGCAUCCCACAUGAGCAGCUGACCGAGGAGGAGCACUUCGGUUACUGGAAGCGAUCUGGGAAGAUGAUUGUGGUGGAGUCACUGCUACGCCUGUGGUUCAAGCAGGGACACAGAGUGUUGCUUUUCACCCAAUCCAGACAGAUGCUGGAGAUCUUGGAGCUGUUUGUGAGGGAGAAUAGAUUCUCCUAUCUCAAGAUGGAUGGCACCACCGCCAUUGCAUCCAGACAGCCUCUCAUCACUCAAUACAACCAGAACAAGGACAUCUUUGUCUUUCUCCUGACAACUAGAGUUGGAGGUUUGGGAGUCAACCUGACUGGAGCAAAUAGGGUUGUAAUCUAUGACCCAGACUGGAACCCCAGCACAGACACUCAGGCACGUGAACGGGCCUGGAGGAUUGGCCAAAAACAGCAGGUGACAGUUUACAGGCUGUUGACAGCUGGAACCAUUGAAGAGAAGAUUUACCACAGACAAAUCUUCAAACAGUUUCUCACCAACCGAGUGCUAAAGGAUCCUAAGCAAAGACGGUUUUUCAAAUCUAAUGACAUUUAUGAACUUUUCACUCUGAGCAAUCCUGAGGGCUCCCAGGGAACAGAAACCAGUGCAAUAUUUGCAGGCACAGGAUCAGAUGUGCAGAUUCCAAAAAAACAAAAGACAUCCCGUCCAUCUCAGGGGACAUCACAACCAUCACAGUCUCAGUCAUCUGCAUUUUCUGUUGAUGACCAAGAUGCCAUAUCUCAGUCAGAAAACAAAAAUGCUACCUCUAUUAACAGUCUCUCAAAAAAUGAUGCUAAAAGGGACAGAUCUGAUUUUGGGUCACCAAACAAUCACUUCAAAUCUCAUUCCAUUGCUGAUCUUUCAACAAAGAGUGCAAGUAAAGAUCUUUGUUCAGCAAACAGCUCUCAGAAGCACAGAGAGAAGAAAAAGCACUGUGAAACACCAGAAAAGAACAACUCGCACUCAGAUGGACACAAACGCAAGCAUAAAAAGCGCAAGCACUCCGAGGAUGCCAGAUUUGAGGGCCAUCGUAUUUCUCACCUGGUGAAGAAAAAGAGGUACAAGAAAGAGGAAAAUGAAGAGGAGGAGAAGAGGAAAGAUGAGAGAAAGAGUGAUGAUUAUGUCUUAGCCAAACUCUUCAAAAAAUCAGGGAUCCACAGUGUCAUGAAGCAUGACACUAUCAUGGAGUCAUCAAACCCAGACUAUGUGCUUGUGGAAUCUGAAGCCAACAGGGUUGCCAAGGAUGCACUGAGAGCUCUGAAGAUCUCCAGGCAAAACUGUAGGCUGCCUUUCUCAAGAGGGUCUACACAAGCAACCCCACCUCCAGUCAAGAAAAGGUUUGGGCAGAAGAAAAACUCACUACUUUCUCAGUCAUCUGGUAUAAAGGUAAAAUCAUCAGAGAAAUGCAAGGAUGCAUAUAUCAUAAAGAAAUCAGGUGUUAAAAAGCCAGGAUCUGCUGCUCACUUCAGCGGUGAAGGAGCAGAGGAGGAAUCUGCUUCUCUGUCCUCAUCCUCUCUUUUAGCUAUGAUGAGGGCCAGGAAUCACGUCAGUCACCCCCAGAGACAAGAGGAUGAGGAGGAAGAGGAAGAGAGAAGGACACAAUCUGCUGCUGUACAUGCAACCCCAACAGAACACGAUGAGCUUCUGGUCGACCUGAGGAACUUUGUGGCCUUCCAAGCUCAGGCGGAUGGCCAGGCGAGCACCAAGGAGAUCCUAGAGUACUUUACCCCAAGACUCAACUCCACACAGACACCAGUUUUCAGAGAACUGCUAAGGAAUAUCUGUGAGUUCCACAGACUUCCUGGACAAGAAGGGAUGUGGAAGCUUAAAGCUGACUACAGGUAAAUUGAGCGGAGCAUAUUAAAACCUAUUAGCUGAGGUGCAGAAUCUCCAAAUGGAAUGUAUACCUCACACUAGGGAACUGCAGGUGAUUCGAUGCAUUAAUUAUUUUUAAAUUACGGAAUGUGUAAAUGUGUUGUAUAGAAACAAUUCAAUGAACUUUCCAGAACUUUCCAGGUUGACCUCUACAGUACAAUUAUUAUUAUUAUUAUAAUUUUUAUUUUCUUUUUUUUCUUUUUUUUUUUUUUGUAAAACUGUAUAUCUCCAAAAAUAUUUUCUGGUGUUUUUUUGUUGUUGUAUUAUUAUUUUUGUAUAUAUUUGUUUGUUUUUGUAUAAUUUCUGGAAACUGCUUAAACUUGAUGCUGUUGUAAUUGUUUUCAAUGUUUUCUUCUUUUUUUGCCCCCGAAUAGCUUAAUUAUUGGUACUCAAUGCUACUAAUAAUGUAAUUUCUGUGGCAAUAAUGGAAAAUGUAAAUUUAUCUAGGGGUAUCACCCUAUAAACUUAAAUCUCUCAGUGCCAUUUAUUCACUUGAUUUUUAGUAAGUGAAUGUUUUUAUGUGCUUUUGAAACUUGUGUUAUUUAAUGUCUGAGUAAAUACCUCUACCUCAAAACCUGCUUUCUGUUCUUAGAGAAAAAAUGAGAACCAAUACAUUUUCAAUAUGUAAAACCAAUGAUUGAGUUUACACAAUACUGGACACAUUGAAUGGUUAAGUGCAUUUAAUAAACAUCAUUCUUUGCAUCAACUCAGUGUUAUUAAAACUUGAUGUCUUUAGUACAUUUUAAUAAUAUGAUCAAAGGAAAUGUAAUGCAUCAUUAGAUGAUGAGCCAGAAGAUAUACCACCUCAGUGGGGCUUAUUGGAGCUCAUUUUGAAAAGAACUAUAAUAUUCUGUUCUUGCGCAUUAAUCACCAUGCCAUGAACUCUCUCUGGGACAGGGUGUUAUUUCUUGCAAAUUAAUGUUUUAUGUGUCGGAGAUGACUGCUGGUCUUAUGUUUGACACUAA
This is a messenger RNA of Myxocyprinus asiaticus (Chinese sucker), 5795 nucleotides long. It is a transcript of the gene ercc6, whose product is annotated as excision repair cross-complementation group 6. The record is from RefSeq and is a predicted model, not a curated record. The transcript has 19 exons. Bases 514 to 4800 code for a protein of 1428 amino acids. NCBI's taxonomy places the organism in Eukaryota, Metazoa, Chordata, Actinopteri, Cypriniformes, Catostomidae. Gene Ontology annotation, molecular function: ATP-dependent chromatin remodeler activity; ATP binding. Gene Ontology annotation, biological process: transcription-coupled nucleotide-excision repair. Gene Ontology annotation, cellular component: nucleus.